Messenger RNA from Engraulis encrasicolus (European anchovy), 3559 nucleotides. RefSeq lists its product as uncharacterized. Gene Ontology annotation, biological process: lipoprotein metabolic process; lipid transport. Gene Ontology annotation, molecular function: lipid binding. The transcript has 18 exons. Gene Ontology annotation, cellular component: membrane; extracellular region. Bases 1 to 2109 code for a protein of 702 amino acids. Lineage: Eukaryota; Metazoa; Chordata; Actinopteri; Clupeiformes; Engraulidae. The record is from RefSeq and is a predicted model, not a curated record.
AUGAUCCAUGGGUCGAGCCAUGCUUUAGUUUCAGUAACACAGGAAGCCUUCUGCAGUAGCACACAAGGCCUGAGCUGGCAUGUUGCUCCAGCAGUGCAAUGGAAAAGAGCAAGAGUACGCACAUCCCACCUCACUGAGGCCAGGUGCAGGACAAAGACCCACAGACUCAAUGAGGAAUUCCAUCUCAAGGGCGGAGCCACACCUCCACCUCCACCCCCUUUCUCUCCACCACCUCCAUCUCCUCAGGCGGUUACCACGACAACAGCGGAUAUCUCACGCUCAUCAAAAGGUUCCAGAAAUGCCGGUGACAACAACCUAUCUCGUCAGAACUCUCAGCACUCCAUACUCCAGACGCUCAAAUCUCCAUCACCACACCAGGAGGCUGUGAUAUCAGAACUGAAGCACUUGACAAUAUCAUGUAGAGGUGCCCCUGACAACCAGUAUGUGAAAGCUCAACCUUUCACUCAGCCUCACAGACCUGAGAAUGAAUCCACUCGAAGGACUGCACUGAAAUCAACUCGAUCGCUUAAACUACCUCGACCAGAAACCACGGCAACUGAUCCAAGACGUUUGUCAGUAUGCUCCAGACGUUCCGGCGGUGACAACACCUACAUUCAACCUCUGCCAAUCAUUGAGGUGCAGGCUGCGUGCCCAGAGCAACCACCCCCUCUACCAGCAAAAUCCAAAACUGCAAGGACCCACGCAACCAAUGACAAUCUGUCCGUUCCUAUUGAGGAAAACCUGUUUAUUGACCCAGAUGAAUUGAAUCCGCCCUAUGAUGAGCUCCGUUCACCAACCCUUUAUCAACCUCAAUUCCCUCACACCAGUGCUCCUUUACUCGACAACAACUACUACCAUAGUCCAACUGGCCCGCCACGAGCAAGACUUUUCUCCCACCCCCCUGCUUCUGGGGAUGCGGCUGCCCCUUCCUUCGAACAGCAUUACCAAAGGCCAACUGGCCCGCCACGAAGACUUUUCUCCCACCCCCCUACUUCUAGGAAUGGUGCUGCCUCUCUCCUCGACCAGCAUUACCAAAGGCCAACUGGCACGACACGAGCAAGACUUUUCUCCCACCCCCCUACUCAUGGGAAUGCUGCCACCCCUUUCCUUGACAACUAUUACCAAAGGCCAACUGGCCCACCCCGCAGAGCUUCCCUCUACCACUCCCUGUCUGUGGACGAUGCUUAUGAAGCAUGGCGUAGCAACAACACCUACCGCAAUGCACCGGACCUAUCCAGACCAAGGCUUCAGCGUCAGUACUCUCUUCCAUUCGCAGCACAGGACUUACCAACCAACCGAAGAAUGUCAGAGGGAGAACUGAAAAGACUCUUGGUUUGGUGGAGCAGUGUAAAAGGCUCAGCGCACAUACCCUGCCAAGAAAUGGAUGUCAUAGAGAUCUCUAUUGAAGCCCAGCGUGUAAGACUCGCCAUAUUGCUUUUCAACGCUUUGCUGGUCAGCAGGGAGACGAUCUUCAAUGACUCCAUCUCCGAGCUCAACAACAUGGUGGACAAACUGGGCGGCGGUGGGAAGAAGAUGAAGGCGGCGGGCAUCGCUGGUGGCACUGUGGGGGGCGUGGGUGUGGCGGCUACAGUAGCAGGUGUGGCCUUGGCUCCGUGCACUAUGGGAUUGUCUUUGAUUCUGACGGCUGCUGGCGUUGGGAUGGUCGCUGGAGGAGGUGCAGGAGGAGCUCUGGCUGUGAAGAGCAAAACGGCCAACACACAGAGGAAGAAGAAGGUGGAGGAGAUCGUGCAGGACUACAAAUCCAACAUGGCGGACGUGGAGGACUGUCUGGGCUUUAUCGCAGUGGGCAUGGAGCGCUUGAGCCGAAUCCACCCAACCGUCGUACAACAAUUGGACGAGGAAACGUACACAAUGCAUCAACUGGCGGAGGCCCUUAGGGGUCAGGUGGUUAACCUGAGACUGAGCAGGCGUUCCUCCAGCCUUUCCGCAUCCGGCAUGGACAUUUUGAUCAGCAAGAAGGACAAGAACAGCGAGGCGGCCAGGAAGAUCCGAGAACAGGCCGAGCUGAUGAAGAACGGCCUGAGGGAGUUGAUGGACAUCAGGGAUAAGAUUAACUAUGCAGAUUCAUAUGGUGGGAUAUGCUACUAGGCCAACAGGUUACAUGAGUCCGCAUAUGCCAGGCCCGCUGAUUCUAAUCAUACAUGCUGUUCAGACAAACAAGUAAUGAUAUGCUAACCUGGUUCUCACACAAAAGGUCUGCGUGAGAACCAGGAUAAUGAUCUGCUAGUGCGAACAAACAGAGAUAAAAUCUGCUCUACAGAUCACCAGGUUGUGGUAAUGCCACUGAUCUCCAGUGUGUUCCUUUUGACACUUCAAGAGCACGUAAGGUGCGGGCUUGAAAUCUGAGAUUUACAAACACAUUGGUUCUCACAUUAUGGCCUAUAUAAUAGGUUUUCUAGUGGUAAACAGUAUAACGGAUGGUAAAUAGCAGAGCUUGCCGUGGAAGAUUAGUAAACCUCCAGUCAGCUAGCCAGGUCUUUAGCUUACAUGGUUUUUGGCUUGGUUUGGUUUAUUUAUGGAUAUAGGAAGACAAAGGGUAUCCAAGGGAUUACAUGUAAAAGCGUAGAAACACUUAUUUCCAACAUGGUCCCUGAUGGAAGAGGACAAGAAAUAACAAAAACAUGAAACAGAUAUCACAUAUACACAUAUACCAUCACAUUCCUAUGUCACCUAGUUCUCUACUUAAUUCCACAAAAAUACUCUAACCCUUUGAUUAAAAACCCUUUUUGUUUCUGCCAUUUUAAUAUUUAAUGGAAGGCUAUUCCAUAGUAUAAUCCCUGUAUAAAAGAAAGAGCUGUAAUCUGUGCUCUUUGUAGCUGGUACCUUAUGGGAGUGAACACUUGCUCUUUUUCCAUGGGUAUGUUGAGUAUGCACCAUUACAAUUUGGGAUCCCAAAUACUUAGGGGCUAUCCCAUUGAUAAUGUUAAACAUAUGAUUCAGUUUUAGCUGUUCAACGCUUAAUUUCACAGGCAGAUAGUCCACUUUCUUAAAAUCAUUAGAAGUGAUAUGAUACCUAGAUGGUUUACCUAAUAUAAAACGGAUCAUGUUGUUCUGCCAGACAAGAUGCAGUUGGCUGUUUGGGCGAGGGUUGAAGACUGAGCAAGACUUGAAGACUGAGUCGACUUGCAACGACUGAUCACGGAUGUACAUAUAUAAACAAUGAGAUAUGCUCAGGUGUACUUUUCCAAUAUUAUUAAUGCUAUUAAUUAUGUAAUGUUGUUAUAGAUUUUGUUAUAGGUGUUUAAGUCUCUCCAUGGAUGAUCACGGUUGCAUACAGCAGAAACCACUCACAUAUGCUCAGGUGUACUUUUAUGAUACUAUUAAGGUUAUUAUUUAUGUAAUGCUGCUAUAGAAAUUAUAUAACAACUCAUUCAAGUCAUAUGCAAAGGGACAUUUUGUGUUUGAUAUGUAGUCUGAAUAUAUGUAUACAAUAACAGUUUCCUUAAUAUUUUCUGUCAAAUCAUUUUCACUGUAUCAAGAAAUGUGUGAAAUGUUUUUUAACAUAGCCUAUAGUAUGUGUGCAUGUAAUAAGUAUACA